Messenger RNA from Solanum pennellii, 1491 nucleotides. Its product is annotated as probable cysteine protease RD19D. Gene Ontology annotation, molecular function: cysteine-type endopeptidase activity. Gene Ontology annotation, cellular component: lysosome. NCBI's taxonomy places the organism in Eukaryota, Viridiplantae, Streptophyta, Magnoliopsida, Solanales, Solanaceae. Bases 77 to 1237 code for a protein of 386 amino acids. The record is from RefSeq and is a predicted model, not a curated record. The transcript has 4 exons.
UUCUACCACCUUGUCACAUGAAACCCAUUUGCCUAUAUCUUCUUCAUUGAAGCUCCAAAACUAAAGCACAGAAAAAAUGGCAAAAGGAGGUGGUCUAACCUACGCUUUAAGCGUUACAAUUCUAACAUGCGCAUUUUCUCUACUUCUCUUUCACCAUACAUCAGUAGCAGCAGCAGUUCCAGAAGAAUUCAAAAUCCGGCAAGUCACCGACGGUCGAAAUCCGACAACCACCGCGCACGGCGGAAGCAACCACCACCUCCUCGGUACUCCCGCCGAGCACCGAUUCAAGUCAUUCAUACAGGAAUACAACAAAGAGUACUGUACACGUGAGGAGUACAUAAACCGCCUCGGAGUUUUCGUUAAAAAUCUCCUCAGGGCGGCGGAGCACCAGGCUUUGGAUCCUACGGCGGUUCACGGCGUUACCCAGUUUUCCGAUCUCACGUCGGAGGAAUUUGAGAGGAUGUAUAUGGGUGUUAAAGGUGGUGAUCGGACUUCCUUGUUGAGAGAGUUUGGGUCUCACGCGCCGCCGAUGGUAGUGAAGGAUUUGCCGAACAGUUUUGAUUGGAGAGAGAAAGGUGCUGUUACUGACGUGAAGAUGCAGGGGUCUUGCGGCUCAUGCUGGGCGUUUAGUACAACUGGAUCUAUUGAAGGAGCCAACUUCAUUGCCACGGGCAAGCUUCUAAAUCUUAGUGAACAACAGCUUGUAGAUUGUGAUAACACGUGUGAUAAAAAGGACAGAAAGGCUUGUGAUUCCGGAUGCAGAGGAGGCCUAAUGACGAAUGCAUACAAGUACUUAAUCGAAGCAGGAGGUAUAGAAGAGGAAGAUUCAUAUCCAUAUACGGGUAAACGUGGCGAAUGCAAGUUUAGCCCAGACAAAGUCGCGGUAAAAGUCUCCAAUUUCACCAAUAUUCCCAUCGACGAACAACAAAUUGCUGCUUAUUUAGUCAAUCACGGACCUCUCGCAGUUGGGUUGAACGCUUUGUUUAUGCAAACGUACAUCGGAGGUGUGUCAUGCCCUUUAAUAUGUGGAAAGAGAUGGAUUAACCAUGGCGUAUUGCUAGUCGGUUAUGGUUCAAAGGGGUUCUCGAUUCUGCGUUUGAGCAAUCAGCCAUAUUGGAUCAUAAAGAACUCGUGGGGGAAGCGAUGGGGCGAAAACGGAUACUAUAAGCUUUGUAGAGGACAUGGGAUGUGCGGAAUGAACACAAUGGUUUCUGCUGUUAUGACCCAAACCUCCUAAGAAGAUAAAUCAAGUAGCUUAGGGCACGGAACAUUAGUGAGACUCUAAGUCCGUGACAUUAGUCUAUAAUAUCUUACUCUUAAACUCUUUCAAGUUAAAAUAAAUUUGUAUUGAAGUUCUUAAACUUUUAGGUACAUGUAUUAUAAACCUCUUUUUUUUUUCCUUUUAGACUUGAAAGUUAGCUUGGCCUAAUACAACUAUGGAUGCUAUUUUGUGUUUUUUUAUUGUUUAAUGUUGUGAGAAUGUGCUUGUAA